Pangasianodon hypophthalmus (striped catfish) is the source of this 1846-nucleotide messenger RNA. It is a transcript of the gene fam3a, whose product is annotated as FAM3 metabolism regulating signaling molecule A. The transcript has 10 exons. The record is from RefSeq and is a predicted model, not a curated record. The coding region runs from base 376 to 1065 and encodes 229 amino acids. NCBI's taxonomy places the organism in Eukaryota, Metazoa, Chordata, Actinopteri, Siluriformes, Pangasiidae.
UGGUCUGUGACGUAUUCCUCCUGCAACACAACCCGGAAAUAAAGACGCUCUUGCGCUGGUGCAGAGUAAUAUUUGCUUAUCUCUGUUUGCUUUAGGAUCCGCUGCUAUAUCCUGAACAUUCUGCGCUGAUUUGAGGAUCAGUGGAUGGGAAGUGUUCAGUGGAUGAGGCGUUUAUGAGCAGUGCGGGAUUAGGAGAUGUUUUGAUCAUGUGCGCUGUAGUGCGGGUUCGCGGCACAGGAUUCAGUCACGCGCGCACUUCACUCUGUCCCCGCUGCUUUCUGGAAACUUCCUGACUGAAACACAAACAACGAAGACACUCAAGACAUCAACGGAGGCUCACCUUCUAUACCAUUCAGGAUCUGCAGUCCGGAUAUCAUGAGGCUGGCAGGACCACUGCGUGCAGUCGGCGUCGUGUUCCUUGUAGGCUUGACUUGGCUUCUGGCAAGUUCCAUACUAGGAGGAGAUGGAGGUUCUGUCAUGAAAAUGUUCUUUACUGGUACACAAGAGGAGCCCACUCCAGAACCAGGGCCACGCAGGUACAAGUGCGGUCUCUCGGCCCCAUGUCCUCCUAAACACCUCGCUUUCCGUUUGGUGUCGGGAGCUGCAAAUGUUAUUGGACCCAAGAUCUGUUUGGAGGAUAAAAUGCUUAUCAGCAGUGUGAAGGACAAUGUUGGCAGAGGACUUAACAUUGCCUUAGUAAAUGGGGUCACUGGAGAGCUUUUGGAAACAAAAUCAUUUGACAUGUGGGAAGGAGAUGUUUCUAAUUUGCUGAAGUUUCUGCGACCUCUCCAUGAAGGAACUCUAGUGUUUGUGGCGUCCUUUGACGAUCCAGCCACCAAGUUGAAUGAUGAGGCACGGCGGCUGUUUGAGGAGCUGGGCAGCACCGCAAUAAAAGAGCUCGGAUUUAGGGACAGCUGGGUGUUUGUGGGAGCCAAAGGAAUAGAAAACAAAAGCCCAUUUGAGCAGCGAAUGAAGAACAACAAAAGUAGUAAUAAAUAUGAGGGCUGGCCGGAGUCUUUGGAGAUGGAUGGCUGCAUUCCUUUACGCGCCCCACAAGAGAGCUAAUCUCUCAAUCGAACAAGCAUGAAAUAAGGAAAUGCACAAACAACUUCAACACUGACUAAACUGGUUCAGUCAGGCACAUGGUGGACUCUUGGAUCACACUACCUAAUCAGUUUCUUUUUAAAGAAUUUUUAAAGAAUUCCAGUUGGUAAUACAAAAUCUUUCUUGUAAAGGUGAGCCUCAACACAAAUAUAACACUUUUAGGACAGUAAAUGUCAGUCAUGACUUUACCCGUCUGGUGUAUACUAGCCAUAAACACUCACAUUUUUAUAUGUAAAGCUUUAAUUUAUCUUGUCACUAAUCCAUGCAUCCAUUGACCAAUGGCCCAUCAUGCUUCAUGGGUAAACUUAUAAUAUCUAGAAACAUUCCUAGUAACUGGUGUUAGGGAGUGAAAGUGUUACACAGUAAGGAACGCCUGUCUUUGUUGUAUAUUUUUAAUACAUUUUUGCCAUAAUUAAAUGAAGCGUGGCAUGUAGUUGCUGUCAAAGUCAUGGCAAGCUUAGGAUUAACAUUUUGGUUGUUUUUUUUUUUUUUCUAAUUUUAUAGUAAACAAAUGAAGAUGACUGCUGUAUUUUAAGUAGAAUUGUUCAAAUAAAAUAUGAAUGUGAUAUUAUAUGAACUCAAAAAGCAUCAUGCUGAAAUAAGAUUUUUUUUUUUUUUUCGGUCAUGUUCCAAGCAUCCUAGGUGGUGGAGUUAUCAUACUGUGGCCACUAGAGGGUGACACAGAUUCAAGAAUGUGUAUGAAAUCUAACUAUGCUGUCCAAUAAACUACUGUAUAUACUUA